AUGAGACAAUACGAAACACAUAAUUUUGUUUGCUCAUCUUGUGACUCUUGUGAAUCGGAAAUAUCUUCGAAGAUGGAGUUAGAUCUUCAUGUAUCACAAACUCAAGCUUCAAAGGAGAUUGUAUUAGAAGAGCAUGUGAGUCUUGUUUCAUCCAUCAAGAAGAAAAUGUUAAAAGCCAUGGAGGACUACAAAUGGAAGUAUCUCAACACCCUUCUCUCUCGUGCAACAAAUGUUGAAGCACGAUUAGGGAAGUGUAUCGAGACACUCAAAGUGUUAGAAGAUAAAGCUCGAAAAUGUUAUGGAGAAGAAAUUCAUAUGCAAAGUGAUGAGUUUGUGGAAAUGAUGUUGAUCGAUGGUUGUUUCAUUAUUGAGCUUUUUAACAAGUCAUGUUGUAAAGGAACUAGACGAAGAGGGGAUCCGUUUUUGGCAACAUAUGAAGUGUUUUAUCGAUUGAGGCAUGACUUGAUUUUACUCGAAAAUCAAAUCCCUUUCUUUAUUCUUGAUCAUUUAUUCCAUAUUGUUCCUACCCCUAAACAAUGUGGAGACUACUCAUUGAUCGAAUUAGCUUUUCGUUUUUUUAAGAAAACAGUUCAUGAGGACCCGUAUUAUAUUCGAGAGAGAUAUGGCCAAGAAAUCCACCAUCUACUUGACUUGAUUCACCAAUCUUUCAUACCCAAAACACAUAUUUUCCAACUACACUCCAAACAACCACUUCUCAAAAUAGUCAUUCCAAAAGUAACCGAACUUCACAGAACCGGAGCUGAAAUAAAGGGAUCCAAAUCUCGAAACAUCUUGGAAGUAAAGCUAAACAAUGGAGUACUUACAAUCCCAAAUCUGAUACAUCAUGAUCUUAUGGAAAUUGUGUUGAGAAAUCUCAUUGCUAUGGAGAAUUGUUGCUAUGAUGCUACAAAGUAUGUAACUUCGUACGCAUUUCUCAUGAAAAGUUUAAUUCAAUCAAUCGACGACGCCAAAUUUCUCCUCAAGAAGAGAAUUUUUGACAAAGAUGAAGAUUUUUUUACAUUGUUCGAUAAUAUAUCAAUCGAUGUAGACGCAAAAGAUUUCUAUUAUGGGGAAUUGUGUGAAGAUUUCGACAAGUUUGCAAAAGUCGACAUAAAUAUAAGAGUUAAGUUCCUACAAAAUGUUCGUGAAGCCUUAAGAAAUGUCCAAGAGGGUGGUAAUCGAAGGCAACCCCGAUAUGACGAACAUAGGGUUGUGGAAGAAUUCAAGGCGUCUGAAUUGCCUAAAUUUGUUAGUGGAACUGAUCCUGAACACUACCUGGAGUGGAAAAGGAAGAUUAAAAGAAUGUUUGGGUUUAAGGAAGUCGAUGACGAAAAAAGAUGCAAGUAUGCAAUUCUCAAGCUAAGUGGUGGUGCUUCAUGGUGGUUUGAAGGGCUUAAGGCCAAGAGAACUCAUGAAGGCAAAAAAAAAAAUUGUUCUUGGCUUUCUCUUAAACGAAAGCUAAUAAAAAAUAUUUUCCUUCUACUCAUAGAAUUUCCACUUAAAAGAAGAUUGUUGAUUCGAGGCAAGAAAAGAUAA
Lactuca saligna is the source of this 1536-nucleotide messenger RNA. Lineage: Eukaryota; Viridiplantae; Streptophyta; Magnoliopsida; Asterales; Asteraceae. The record is from the annotation of a GenBank genome assembly.